AUGACCGGAUCUGGAAAGACGACAUUCAUUGCCAAUGCGACUGGACGGACAGACCUAAAGAUAGGCCAUAAUCUUACUUCAUGUACCCAGGAAAUACAAAUUAUCGAGACUACGCUUGAUGGUCGCACUGUCCGCUUUGUCGAUACUCCAGGCUUCUCCGAUACAUAUCUCUCAGACACCGAAGUCCUUGAAAUGAUUGCAGACUACCUAUCGGCCGGAUACUCCAAGGAAAUGCGCCUGUCGGGCAUAAUAUACCUUCAUCCAAUUUCAGAUAAUCGCGUCACCCACCAUGCCACUAAAAAUCUCGACAUGUUCCGAAAACUCACUGGGGAGAAGAACCUCAAGAAUGUGAUACUGGCGACCAGCAUGUGGGAUAAGGUUACUCCAGAGGAAGGCCUAAACCGUGAGCUGGAACUCAAGAACAAAUUUUGGAGCGUUUUCAUGGCAUUCGGUGCACAGUACUGUCGACAAGAUACGUCGGCCAAAUCCGCCAAGCAAAUCGCAUCCAUGCUAAUGGACAACGAACCUUUUUACCUAGAGCUGCAGGAGGAGAUGGGAAAAGAUAACAAGGCUCUCAAAGACACUGCAGCGGGGAGGGAGAUUAUGAGCCAACUCUCACUGCUGAAGGAACAGCAACAAAGAGAACUCACUGAGAUGAAGGAGAUGCUC
Messenger RNA from Trichoderma virens Gv29-8, 669 nucleotides. RefSeq lists its product as uncharacterized. The record is from RefSeq and is a predicted model, not a curated record. NCBI's taxonomy places the organism in Eukaryota, Fungi, Ascomycota, Sordariomycetes, Hypocreales, Hypocreaceae. The annotation marks the transcript as partial. The transcript has 2 exons. Gene Ontology annotation, molecular function: GTP binding.